CAAUAACAGCAGCUGAAGGUGAGAUGCAUUCUGAGCUAACAUGCCUUGCUCAGCACGCCCUAAUUACAUUUGUACCGCAUUCAUUACGUAUUGUACCCCUUGGUGGGCGUAGUCUCCUCAGCUCUACCACAUCACAGUGCAGGCGUUGCCUUGUGGCCAAGGCUCUUUUCCAUGCAGCCGAGGUGAAGUCUAUAUUUUUGGCGAAGAAUGUCUACUAUGGAACGCGUUAGACUGUACCCUUGAGUAGUACUCGCACUCUAGUAGAAUUACGAGGCUCCUCCUAGAGUUUAGCUGCUCGGCGGGCGCUUUCAACUCACGCGACGCGCUGAAACGACUCAGUUAGUACGUCACAGCAACUCUGUGUCGCGACUACUAUCAUAAGGAAUACUCUGUGUCAGUGUAGAAGAUCUUAUAGGAAAAUAUGAUAUAAGGAAAGGGGGUCACAUACUGUUAUUCUUUUCCGCAUUAAAGUACCAGCUUCCAUGAAUCCCAUCCGAAGCCACUACUAGACUACUAUCAUUCCACCACGUCCAUGCCGUCGGCGCGAAUCCCGGAGUUCCACGGCGCGGCGCCGUGGGCGGCAGCCGUCCUCGUCGCCGCGCUUCCCCCACGGCGCGCGCGCGACGUGCGAGUCCCAGCCGGUGUCCUCCUCGCCGCCGUGCUCCUCGCACUCCAUCACACACCGCCAACGAACGGCGGCGUCCGCCGCGGGGGCGGGGUGUUGGUGGCGAAAGCGGAGGCGAGAAUACACGAGGCUGAUGUGAAGUGGCUCACAGAGGUGAUGCGUGCAUGGGGCAAGCAGUUUUCGGGGUGGCAGCCAGAGGGGGGCUGUGAGAGCGCAUGGGGGCUGACAUGCAAGGACGUGUCGGGGCGCAUCGAUUCCAUGAAGCUUCCAUCGCAGCAUCUGAGUGGAGGCAUCCCAUCCGCCAUGAGUCACUUCACUUACCUCACACGCCUGGACUUGAGCUCGAACCAACCAACUCUCAGGCCCCGUCCCUUACUUCCUUGGGACCUUAGUCAGCCUGCAAUACCUGGACCUGAGCAGAAACGCGUUCACAGGAGCCAUUCCCAGCAGCUUCAGCAGCCUCGUGAACCUCAGAUCGCUCUCUCUGCGGGGCAACAAUCUCGCGGGACCCAUUCCACCUUUCAUCGCCCAAGCCAACGGCCUUUCACUCCUGGAUUUGAGCAGCAACCGUUUCACAGGGCCGAUACCUCCUCAGCUCUCCGCCCUCACUGGCCUCACCUCCUUAGACCUGGCCACUAACGAGGGGCUCACCAGCAGCAUACCAGAGCAACUGGGCAACCUCACAUCCCUUGUUUCGCUCAAGCUCGGGUCAACUCAGCUCAAUGGCUCUCUGCCUCUCAGCCUCAGCCGUCUCACUCAACUCACCAUGCUGGACAUCAGCAACACGGAAAUCGGUGGCUCCGUGCCGGCUUUCCUCGGCACCCUCUCUGACCUGCUCACAUUCGUGAGGAGCAGCAGGAUGACAUGCAGCAGCAGCAGCAGCAGCAGCAGUGUGUGCGCUCUCCUCAACGCCUCAACCGUCUCACCCAACUCAGCCUUCUGCCGGGAAUGCUCCGACCUCUGCUCCACCUGCCUGCCAGCCCCUCCCCCGCCCACCACCCCCUCGCAACCUCCCGGCAGCACGUCCUCCUCUCCGUCCGUAGGGGUCAUAGUGGGUGUGACGGUGGGAGUGGUUGCGGCUCUGCUGCUGCUUGGGUUGGUGCUGUGGUGGUGGUGGAGGAAGAGGCAGCAGAAAGAGCAUUCAGGCCCAUCGCCCUUCACGGUGGCAGUGGGGGAGGGCGAGGAGCCCCUGGAGUGCCAGCAGUACUCGAUAGAGGAUGUGCGGCGGGCCACGGCGGACUGGGGGGAGAGGAACCGUGUGGGCACGGGGGGCUUUGGGGACGUGUUCAAGGGGGCGUCGCCGUACGACACGAGCGUCUUCUGGGCUGUCAAGCGAGCAAGGGUUCUCACAAACGACUUCCUGCAGGAGGUGGAGCACAUGGCGAGCAAGAACCACCCCUGCCUGGUGCGCCUGUUAGGCUUCUGCCACGACUACAACCCGCGCACGCAGCGGAUGGAGCAGAUCGUGAUCUACGAGUUCAUGGACAAUGGGGACCUCUCACAGUGGACCCGACCAGGCGGCAAGCACCUGACGGCAACCCAGCUGCUGGAAACGCUGCUGUCCGUGGCGCAGGGCCUGGCGUACCUGCAUGGCUUUGGCAUCGUGCAUCGCGACAUCAAGCCGGGGAACAUUCUGCUGGAUAAGAGCAUGCAGGCCAAGCUGUCGGACUUUGGUCUGCUGAGGAUGAGUGAGAGCAGCACACUCAAGUCAACUCGAGUCAUGGGAACACCGGGCUAUGUCGACCCCACCUACGCCCAAACACGCAAGGCCACCACAGCAUCUGAUGUGUACAGCUUUGGUAUUCUCAUUCUGGAGCUCAUCACGUGCAAGAAGGCCGUUCUUUCUGUCAACAACCAACCGAUUCACCUCCGCGACUGGGUAUCCCAGCAGCUGCACAGCAGUGCGAGUCUGGAGGACUCUUCCACCGAAGCUCCACUCGAGGCACCACAUGAGCUGCAGGCAAGCACCGACUCCCUAGAGGUGAUCGACCCGCGCCUCGCCAUGCCUCAGCCCAUUGCCGUGCGACUCCUCCACCUCGCCCUCUCCUGCACCGCCAUGUCGCUGGCCUCCCGCCCCUCCAUGAUGAAGCUUGUCUUGGAGCUGGAGACUCUCAGGAAUGAAUGCUUGGCCGCGCAGCCUUCUCUUGUCUAGGAGUGAGUAACAAACGUGUGACUUCUUCACCUCGCGCUCUCCUGCACCGCCCGCAAGUCUCCACCCGGUUGCCCCUCACUGGCGAAGCUGGUGCUGGAGCUGGAGACUCUUAGGAAUGAACGCUUGCUUGGCCAACUCCACCUGCAGUUAUAUUACGCACAAACAAUUGACGCAUUGAUUCCUCCUGGUCGUUCGUCUGCAAUUUCUCUGGCACACUGGUUAGGUGACCCUGAGAAUCUUGAGGCACAAAUGCAGGGAGAUCCGCAUCAAGAUUGUACUACUGAAAGCUUUAAGACUUAUGUUUGCUUGUUUGUUUGUUUUUGUUUUUGUUUGUUUGUUUUUUUUCUUUUUUUUUUCUUCAGAAACUGUGUAACUGUGCAGCACUUCGCUGGAUCAAAGUUUGGUGGCGAAGUAGAGACGAAUUUUGCGCGCUCAUUUGUUUUGCGACAACAACUUGCGUCAUUCACGGGCAACCCCAUAACAAAGGCACGUCAGUCAA
Closterium sp. NIES-67 is the source of this 3276-nucleotide messenger RNA. Lineage: Eukaryota; Viridiplantae; Streptophyta; Zygnematophyceae; Desmidiales; Closteriaceae. The record is from the annotation of a GenBank genome assembly.